Molecule: messenger RNA, 1655 nt
Organism: Solanum dulcamara
Lineage: Eukaryota; Viridiplantae; Streptophyta; Magnoliopsida; Solanales; Solanaceae
Product: probable sodium/metabolite cotransporter BASS1, chloroplastic
Exons: 7
Coding region: 80-1480 (466 amino acids)
Cellular component (GO): membrane
Source: RefSeq, a predicted model, not a curated record
UUGAAUUUUGCAUUUAGAGUUUCGAUGGUUAUCACAAGUUGAUUAUCGCGUUAAAGUUGAGCCGGCCGUGCUCACAGCCAUGGUUAGUUGGAUUUCCACCACUAUAUAUACACAUGUUAUGUCAAAGUGGUCUGUGGACCGACUAAGCUUCUUGGUUUUUUCCCCUUUAAAAUCUAUACAUCAUAUCAAAACCAGAAGAAUCUGCAAAAUUAUUCAGAGGAAUGUCUUCAUACUAAAAAGCUUGGACUUGUGCUUCAAUCCAAGAAUGUCUCUAUCUCUUUGCUUCUCUCCACUCAUUGCAUACCCAAAACACAAGCCCUUUAAUAAAUCCAUGAUUUCAUCAAGGGCAAAAAUGUCUAAGCAGGGCCUGCUGCGUGUCAAUUGUGUUGAAGAAAAUUCUCAUAGUCUUCCGGUGACAGCGACUCAUGUAAAAUCCAGAUGGGAAGAAUGGCUAUCAACUGCUGCUAGCCUUUACCCUGUCUAUGUAACUGUUGGUGGGGUUGUUGCUUGUUUGAGACCAUCCACUUUUUCAUGGUUUGUUAAUGCAGGUCCAACUUCAUAUAGCUUAGCUCUUGGCUUUAUAAUGUUGGCAAUGGGUCUCACUUUGGAGCUCAAAGAUUUGCUUAACUUGUUCUUGCAAAAGCCUCUUAUUAUUCUUUUUGGUUGUGUUGCACAAUAUACAAUUAUGCCAGCCUUUGGAGUGAUACUUAGCAAAUCUUUGGGUCUUCCUCCGUCAGUUUCCGUUGGUCUAAUAUUGCUUGCUUGUUGCCCUGGGGGUACUGCAUCCAACGUGGUAACCUUAAUUGCUCAAGGAGAUGUACCAUUAUCAGUAGUGAUGACACUGUGUACCACACUUGGAGCAGUUGUUCUCACUCCCCUCCUGACAAUGCUUCUGGCAGGCACAUAUGUUCCUGUGGAUGCUAUUAAGCUUUCCAUCAGCACGCUACAAGUGGUGGUUGCUCCCAUUCUCCUAGGUUCUUAUCUGCAGAGCAAAUUUUCAAGAGCAGUGAAAUUUGUUGCACCGUUUGCUCCCCUUCUAGCAGUCUUAACUUCAUCACUUCUUGCUUGCAGCGUAUUCUCAGAAAAUGUUGUUCGUCUGAGAUCAUCAAUGGUUGGUAUGUCAGUCUCCUCUGAUUUAUCUCUAUUUAAUCGGAUUCAAGCAAUGUUCACAAGUGAAUUUGGGGUUGUAGUAGUUUCUGUGCUUUUGUUGCAUUUUGCUGGAUUCUUUGUAGGGUACCUUUCAGCCGCCUUAGGUGGUCUUGCUGAACCUCAGAGGCGUGCCAUAUCCAUUGAGGUUGGCAUGCAGAAUUCCUCCUUGGGAGUGGUUUUAGCGACCACACAUUUCGCAUCAACGUUUGUUGCAUUACCUUCUGCAAUGUCAGCUGUCAUUAUGAACAUAAUGGGCAGUACUUUAGGUUUCUUUUGGAGAUAUAUUGACCCUUCUGAUUCAAAGAUUAGUCCAGAAGCCACUGAUAAAUAAUAGUGACUAAUAAAUCAUAGUAGGAUUCAUGGUCACCAUUUUCUCCUGCUGGUAUAAUUUUCGUGAGCUUGGUAACUCUGCUCCUCUUUGUUUAUAUUUCUGGCCCAACUGAUUCAAUACAGUUCGUGUCAGAUUUAGCUUAUCUACAUCGAUAAUAUGAAGAUUUCAUACAUUA